Messenger RNA from Pieris macdunnoughi, 306 nucleotides. Lineage: Eukaryota; Metazoa; Arthropoda; Insecta; Lepidoptera; Pieridae. The record is from the annotation of a GenBank genome assembly.
AUGCGUGCCAUUACUGGUUUGCGAAAAAAUAUUUUUUGUCUUAUUCAAAAGAAGGAAUACUGUAGUAAAACAAGAUUUUGUUACCCCCACAUGAAUGAGCUGCCCGUGCCGUGUGGUGCUUGGGAGCCCUGGUAUAGAGAAAAACAAGCCGUUUACAACAAACAUCUCUUUGCUGGAAUUGUAUGGUGGUUGUUUUCAUUUGGACUAGCUAUAUAUACAGAAAGCAUUUAUUUGAACUGGGGCCCACCAGCGCAACCUGGCCCACCCAGCGAUAUGGUUGAAGAGUGCGAUGACUCUGAUUCUUAA